AUGGCUACGCACAGCGGCAUCGGCGCCGUGCCUGACUCGCUGCCCCGUCCCCGUGCCCCGUCCACCGCUGCCCCGUCACCGUUUCCCCCGAACCCGCUGCCCGUCACCCGCUGCCCCGUUACCCCGUCCCCGCGAGCACACCGCCACCCUGACUGCCCCAUCCCCCGCCACGCCUGCCACCCUGCCGCCGCCCCGCCCACCACGCCCCACUCAAGUACAAACACUCGCUCACUCUCGCUCCCCUGUGUUGCAGCGUCCUUCUUCGGGGCAAGCUACGUGGCGGUGCCGCUACAGGACGCGCGCUCCACCACGGAGCUGGCGCUGCGUUUCCGGACGCGGCGCGCCGACGCACUACUCCUGCUCGCCGCCGGCCGCACCGACUACCUGCUCGUGCGCCUGGAGGCCGGCCGACUCAAGGGCCUGCGCCUCGACGACCUCGAGUGGCACGAGGUGGCGCUGGCGCGCAGCGAGGCCGCCGUCACGCUGCGCAUCGACGCCCUCUACACCGUCAAGUGGCACCUGGAGCUGAAGACGUCGUCGGAGCGCGGCGUGCUGCUGUACAGCACGGGCCGCGCGUCGCAGGGCGACUUCGUGGGGCUGGAGCUGGUGGGCGGGCGGCUGCGCCUGCUGCUGAACAAGGGCGCGGGCGCGCUGGAGCUGCGCAGCGAGGCCGCGGUGGCGGACGGGCGCUGGCACGCCGUCGCCGUGCACUUCAACCCGACCUUCAUGGAGAUCGCGGUGGACGGCGCGGCCGGGCUGGCCAGCGCGGCGGAACGCAGAGCCUUCCGACCGGUGCGGCUAGCGCCGCCCAAUGCAGGCGCUACGGAGAAGGCGCGAGCGCCUGGGCUGCCCGUAGCGCGCGUUGAACGCAGGGGCGUGCGUGGCCCGGACUGGCGUGUGGAACUGUGCCGUGCGCGCGAGGCGCCGGUGGCGUGGCGCGGUGGCGCGCGUCGCUGCGUGCAGCAAGGAGUCGUACUUCGUUCCGCUGCGACUGCGACCAGCUCUGGCGCUCUGGCGUGCGCCCGGACUCGGCCAGCACCACAAGGUGUACUCGCGGCCGUCGCUGGCCGUGGAGCUGGAGCUGCUGGCGCUGGCGCCGCUGCGCGUGGCCGAGGGCGGGCACGCGCUGCUCACCACGCGCCACAUCGACGUGGUGCUCGACUACCCCAAGUACGGCGUGCGCGACUCGGGCGUGCUGCUCUACGUCGUGCAGCCCCCCAAGCACGGGCGCCUCGAGGU
Molecule: messenger RNA, 1239 nt
Organism: Gryllus bimaculatus (two-spotted cricket)
Lineage: Eukaryota; Metazoa; Arthropoda; Insecta; Orthoptera; Gryllidae
Source: the annotation of a GenBank genome assembly